UCUGUGUGCGGUUUGUUGUAACUGUUCGAGCUGCACUCACUAAACAAUUCUCCCCGAAUUACUACUGAACGAAUUAAGCCUCGACACAGCCACAUAUUACUACUUUUCCAGAGUAAUGGAAACUUUUCCAUGCUUUAAAUCUUCGUGGCCAGAUAGCUCGUUGACGGUUCAUGUUGACGGUUCACAGGCUAGCCUAGCUUAGCUUGCUAGCCGCUAACCGAGAGACGCGUUCGUUGUCACCACAUCGCUGAAGCGGAGAUCAAGUGUGAGUGUCAAGCGUUGUGAUUAUCGUGGGGAAAUGUGUGCAAACCGUUUGAAAGAAGAGUACGAGGAGGAACUUAGUCCGACAAAAGAGGAGAACGAUCGAUCCCGUCAACUAGAGGACGCUGUUUUCAAGAAGACUCAAGUGUUUUACAGAGCAGAUGUCAGUGAAGAUCUUGAUCCUGACCAGCGGGAGCCAGAGACCCCCAACGUCAAAGAGGAAAAGGAGCCAGAGACCAUCUAUAUUAAAGAAGAAGAGAACGAGGCUGAUAUCACCGAGUUUCCAUUGACUCUCAUUGUGAAGAGUGAAGAUGAUGACGAAGAAGGUGACGAGGAGCACUGCCUGUUUCCGUGGACGGAUGUCAUUGUGACGCGGGACGAUAAUAAAGGGGCCAAGCCUCCGAAUGGGAGCUCACGUCAACACAUGACAACAGAAUGUGAUGGAGACCACUGUGGAGGAUCACAAGCAGACAGCCUCUUAUCUCCACUAUCGGAUAAUGACAACAUAGCGCCUCGCUCUCCUGAGAUGGAUGAUAAUGAUGAUGAUGAUGAACACGCUCAAUGUGAUAUGAUAUGUCACACUGACAAACACAUGAAAUGUUCUCACUGUGGGAAAACAUUUAGUUCAAAGUGGGGUUUGAAAGUACAUGAGCGAAUACACACUGGGGAAAAACCCUUUGUCUGCUCAGUUUGUGGUAAAAGGUUCACCCAGAAGGAACAUUUAAGAACACACACAAAAACACACACUGGGGACAAAGCGUUUGUCUGUUCAGUGUGUGGUCUUACAUUUAUUCAAAAGAUUAAUUUAACAAAUCACAUGAGAAUACACACGGGAGAGAAACCUUUUGCCUGUGCCGUUUGUGGUCUUCGAGUAAAUCAAAAGAUUAGUUUAACAAAUCACAUGAGAACACACAAUGAGGAAAAACCCUAUGCGUGCUCAUUGUGUGGUAAAAGAUUCACUCAGAAGGGACAAUUGGGAAGACACACAAAAGCACAUACUGGAGAAAAACCUUUUGACUGUCCAGUUUGUGGUAAAAGAUUCACUGUAAAGGGACAUUUAAGAACACACGCAAGAACACACACUGGAGAGAAACCUUUUGACUGCUUAGUUUGUGGGAAAAGAUUUUCUAAAAUCGGACAUUUAAAAACACACACUAGAACUCACACUGGAGAAAAACCCUUUGCCUGCUCAGUUUGUGGUAAAAGAUUCUCUAUUAAGGGCCACUUAAGAACACACAUAAGAACCCACACUGGAGAGAAACCUUUUGCCUGUUCAGUCUGCAAUUCAACUUUUUGCGAUCGUUCAGGAUUGGUUCAACACAUGAGAAGACAUACUGGCGAGAAACCCUUCAGUUGCAGUGUAUGUGAUAAACAAUUCUCUUAUACGUAUCAGAUGAACAAACACGAGUGUGCUGGUAAGAAGAGCAGCAGUUAAUGACGCUUUAAAUAAAUCGUAUAAAAAGUGUGUGUGAGCUUAACAUUUUAUACACAUCUUCAAACAGUGUCAAUAGUGGAGCCUAAAUGCAGUAGACCUAAAUAGUACUUGUUUUCUUUUGAGUUUCAACUAAGUGUACUUUGAAUUACAAUUUAGCAUCCAAAGUGUGAAAGAUUAAUUUGACACAUUAAAUUACUUCAAAAUGGUUCCACAAAAAUAUUCCAUCUUGAUUUAUGUACUCUGAUACCUUUGCUCAGCUGACCUUGAAUUGGAAGAGUCAAUA
Phycodurus eques (leafy seadragon) is the source of this 1979-nucleotide messenger RNA. Its product is annotated as zinc finger protein OZF-like. The transcript is spliced from 2 exons. The record is from RefSeq and is a predicted model, not a curated record. The coding region runs from base 299 to 1696 and encodes 465 amino acids. Gene Ontology annotation, cellular component: nucleus. NCBI's taxonomy places the organism in Eukaryota, Metazoa, Chordata, Actinopteri, Syngnathiformes, Syngnathidae. Gene Ontology annotation, molecular function: RNA polymerase II transcription regulatory region sequence-specific DNA binding; DNA-binding transcription factor activity, RNA polymerase II-specific. Gene Ontology annotation, biological process: regulation of transcription by RNA polymerase II.